Fusarium oxysporum Fo47 is the source of this 1692-nucleotide messenger RNA. RefSeq lists its product as uncharacterized. Gene Ontology annotation, cellular component: endoplasmic reticulum. The transcript is spliced from 3 exons. Bases 110 to 1573 code for a protein of 487 amino acids. The record is from RefSeq and is a predicted model, not a curated record. NCBI's taxonomy places the organism in Eukaryota, Fungi, Ascomycota, Sordariomycetes, Hypocreales, Nectriaceae. Gene Ontology annotation, biological process: ergosterol biosynthetic process. Gene Ontology annotation, molecular function: 3-beta-hydroxy-Delta5-steroid dehydrogenase (NAD+) activity; 3-beta-hydroxysteroid dehydrogenase [NAD(P)+]/C4-decarboxylase activity.
GUUGCAAAAGCCUCUUGUUACAUCUGAUCACCUGUCGAAAAGGGGGUCUCCAACGCGUACUGACAUUUUGACUUUGACACAUUUCUUAGCACCAACAAACAGCGUUAAUAUGGCUGCUAAGCUGUUCUUGGUGUUUCUUGGAUUAGGCAUGUUCUUUGUGGCUCUCGGCCUCUAUCUUCGGCGCAUUAACCGUCUCUUGAAAGAGACGCCUCCUCAGGUUGGACAACUUAGAGGCAAGCCUUGGACGCCAGAACUACUGAGACAUACCUACGAAGUUCUUGAGAAGUCUCCAAUUAACUUUGAUGGGCGUUUACCUCCAAAGCUCAACAGACGAUACAUUGUCACCGGAGGCAACGGGCUCGUAGGCGGAUACAUAGUUCUCCAGUUGUUGGCUCGUGGGACACUGCCUAGGUGUAUUCGAAUUGUUGAUGUUCGACAGACUGAGCGAGGUGAUCUUCGGGAAGGUCUAGCUGCCCAAGUGGACUAUGUGCAGACAGACAUUACCUCCAAGGCUGCUGUUAGCGAUGCUUUCUCUAAGCCGUGGGAUCCGAAAAUAGCAUCUUUACCACUCACUGUCUUCCAUACAGCUGCUGUCAUCAUACCUGGAGCCAGGUCCAAGUAUCUCUACAAGUUUACUGAAUCUGUCAAUGUACAAGGAACCAAGAAUGUCUUGGCUGCUUCUCGUGCAGUCGGCGCCGAUAUCUUCAGCUCAACAUCAUCAGCUUCAAUAUCCAUCCGACCCGUCGAAGCCUUUGUAGCACCAUGGGCAGAGCCGAAGCACUAUUGGCAGGUCAUGGAUACACAGGACUUCGAUAAGCCAUUACGAGAACAUGAGGAAUACUUUGCCAACUACGCUGUUUCGAAGGCCAUCGCAGAACGCCUCGUAUGUGCUGAGAAUGAACCCUCUUUUCGUACAGGAUGUAUUCGACCUGGGAACGGUAUCUACGGACAUCCCUCCGAUAAUCCCAUCGGAAAUCUUCUGGCUAGGGAUGUCAAUCAAACCUGGGUCCCGCAUAUCGUACAGAAUUUCGUUCAUGGCGCUAACGUAGCUGUCGCGCAUUUAUAUCAUGAAGCUGCACUAGCGAAAGAAAAUUGCACCCAAGCUGGUAAGCCGUUCGUGGUCACAGAUGUUGGUCCACCAAUCACUUUCGGAGACGUUUAUACUGCCGUGGAAGUCUUAUCUAUUCACCCCUUUCGAAAUGUUAUCGUGCCGCCUUUGAUCAUCCCUUUGAUGACCCAUAUCGUCGAAUGGUUCAUCCUACUUCCUCAUCGCCUCCCAUUCCUCAAAGGAAUACUCCCAGAGGUCAAAGGUGAUCUCAGAACAGUUCAGCCCGGGCUCAUCACAAUAUGCACUCAUUUGGUAGCAUCUGAUACUGAGGCUAGGCAGCCUAUCUCUGAGGGCGGACUAGGGUACAAGGGACUUUUCACGACAUUGGAAGGGGUUGUCUCGGUCAUCAUGGACUGGAACCGAGAACAUGCAGGCGAGCAGACCAGAGAAGGAAAGAAGAUCUAUCAAGGUUCGUUGCGACUGGCCGAGAUGUUGGAAGAGGCUGGAUCGUCUGUUCCUCUCUAGGACGACUCCCUUCUGUGGAGAGUAAGUUGUCCCAGCAUGACCUCAGCUGAUUAAAUAAAUUCUCAAGCUCUGUAUAAAGCAAUAGUAUUAUCAAGAGGAAUCCCGCUCAGAUUAUAAAG